Molecule: messenger RNA, 1094 nt
Organism: Saccostrea echinata
Lineage: Eukaryota; Metazoa; Mollusca; Bivalvia; Ostreida; Ostreidae
Product: mechanosensory protein 2-like
Exons: 8
Coding region: 77-907 (276 amino acids)
Cellular component (GO): plasma membrane
Source: RefSeq, a predicted model, not a curated record
CAAAAUCUUUUCGUGAGGAUAGCCUAUAAAUAUAUAGAGGUGGUUGAUUUCAAAAUACAGGUGCAUAAGAUUAAACAUGGCGUCAGAGAUUUCAGAAGUAAAGAGAAGCAGUAACACGGUGGAACGUGAUGGAGACCUCGGGACCUGUGGCUAUAUCCUCUGGGGUCUUUCAGCAGUCAUUCUGGUCAUCACUUUCCCGUUCUCCCUGUGUUAUGCUAUUAGGGUGGUUCAGGAAUAUGAGAGGGCUAUCCUUUUUCGAUUAGGGAGAGUUGUUCCGGGGGGACCCAAAGGACCAGGUUUAUUUUUUAUUUGGCCAUUUAUUGAUACCAUGCAGAAGGUUGAUUUAAGAACAGUCUCAUUUGAUGUUCCGCCGCAAGAGAUUCUGACCAAGGACUCGGUGACAGUGGCUGUUGAUGCUGUUGUGUACUUCCGGAUUUUCGACCCUGAAAUGUCGGUCUGUAACGUCAAUGACGCUCAAAGAUCCACUCAGCUGUUAGCUGCCACUACCCUGAGGAACGUCCUGGGUACCAAGGCUAUGACAGAAUUAUUGUCUGACAGAGAGAGCAUUUCACACGAGAUGCAGCAUAUUUUGGAUGAAUCUACGGAUCCUUGGGGAAUGAAGGUGGAAAGAGUCGAAGUGAAGGACGUGAGGUUACCCGUCCAGUUACAAAGAGCAAUGGCGGCGGAGGCAGAAGCUAUGAGAGAGGCCAGAGCUAAGGUUGUUGCAGCUGAAGGCGAGCAGAAGGCGUCACGUGCCCUGAAGGAGGCUGCAGACGUCAUCACGGAGUCGCCUGCUGCUUUACAACUUCGGUACCUCCAAACUCUCCAGACGGUCUCGGCAGAGAAAAACUCCACCAUUCUAUUUCCAUUACCCAUAGAUAUGAUUUCAUCAUUUAUGAAAAAAUGAACAUACCCAAUACUCACUUAAAAUCUUCCAGCUAGCAAUUAAUCAAAUUAAUCGUGCAAUGUUUCAUGUAACCUAUAAUACUCUAAUUGUGCAAUAUUUCAUGUAAUCUAAAAUACUCAUUUUUUACCCGUUUUUUGAAAACAUUUACUUUCAUUAAAGUAAUUAAACAAAUUAUCAUAUACAUAUU